UGAAUACUUUCCGGAUGCACUGUACUCAAAAUUUGCAGAAAUAGUUGGAAACAGUAAUAAUAUUGGGUAAUUAAUCAGCCUGACUGAUAUAUCAGUCUUGCACUAGAUUUAAAAUUCAGUGCAUCUGUUUAAGUUCAAAGGCUUACUUAAGGAAUAUUAGAAAUAAAAACAUUCAUGUUUAUCUGUGUGUUUGUACUUUUAUCCAAGUAUAAGUGGAAUCUUGCCUUGAUGAGCUGUACAUAACAUUCUGUUUUAUCGUACUGUGCGUUUAAAAGUUGGAUGAGGGUUCUGCUUGUCUGCAGGUAUGCCACGGUCCAGGUACGCUUGUGUGGAAGGUUGGAGCAGUAAGCAGGUAGCCAGCUGGCUGAGGGAACAGGGAUUUCGUGAAUAUGUGGAUCUCCUGUGCUCUAAGCACCGUUUAGAUGGAGCCAGCCUACUGUGCCUUGGUGAGACUGAUCUACGGUCCCCUCCACUGGAGCUUAAGGUGCUGGGUGACAUUAAGAGACUGAUGCUGGCGGUGCGGAGACUACAGAGACAACACACGGCCCUCACAUGCUUAGGGUCAGAGGUCAGUGCGUUGUCUCCCAUAAACACUGGGGGUACGGACCGUACCGUUUGUAACGGCUUCGUAGAACGAGGAUCAGGAGACUAUCAACACUGUAACGGGGUCGGGGCGGUCACCACAGUUGGCAGAGAACAUAGCAAUGGUUUCUCUAAUGGGAAACGUAAGCAGCAUUCUGGUCGGUUUGAUCCGGAGUACUGGAAAACUGCACUCGGCACCCUUUAUGCCAUGCUGGUGUGUGGACUGACAUCAUUCGUAAUGGUGCUCGUGCAUGAGAGAGUUCCUGACAUGCGGACAUACCCACCACUUCCAGACAUAUUUCUGGAUAGUGUCCCCAGAAUUCCCUGGGCUUUCGCCAUGGCUGAAGCAUGUGGAGUGGUGCUGGGUUUCAUAUUACUGCUGGUGUUGUUGAUGCACAAACAUAGGUCCAUUCUGUUUCGCAGGCUGUGUAGUCUGAUGGGGACAGUGUUCUUGCUCCGCUGUGUCACUAUGUUUGUCACCUCACUGUCUGUACCUGGUCAUCAUCUGCAGUGUUCAGGCAAGAUGUAUGGCGAUACCUGGGCAAAAGUGCAGCGUGCAGUGGACAUCUGGAGUGGACUUGGCAUGUCUUUAACUGGUGUUCAUACAUGUGGGGAUUACAUGUUUAGUGGACACACUGUUGUUCUCACCAUGCUUAACUUCUUUGUCACCGAGUAUACACCACGUAACUGGAACUUCAUCCAUACCACGUCUUGGGUCCUAAACCUGUUUGGAAUUUUCUUCAUCUUGGCGGCUCAUGAACACUACUCUAUUGACGUCUUCAUCGCGUUCUACAUCACCACCAGACUGUUCCUGUACUACCAUACGCUUGCAAACACACAAGCCUAUCAGCACAGCCGCAGAGCACGUAUCUGGUUCCCCCUCUUCUCUUUCUUUGAGUGCAAUGUGACAGGACCUGUUCCAAAUGUGUAUAGCUGGCCUUUCUCCAAACCUGCCUUCAUGAAGAUAAUUAUAGGAUAGACUGUGUAUUCAUGACAAGCUCAGACUGUGGCGUUUUUUCACGUUUGUUGUCUUGGGUAUUAUUUAUUUGUUUAUUUAUUGCUUUUUGUUCGUGUAUCUUUUCGCAACCUCUUUUGGUAAUGAUUUGUAUUCUACUGUAAAUCAGAACACUGUGUUGUUUUGGUGAUUUGCACUAAUUAGAAUAUUGGACAAUGGCUGCCUGUUUACCAAUUUAUAAAGAACAUACACAGGCUUCUUUUUUCCAUUGGAUACACUUGUGUACUUCAUUAAUAUCACAGAUUCUUUUGACUGUUUCUGGAACAAGAAUUAUCUAGUGAAGUUUUGAAAGUUCAACAAUUAAAACACCAGAUUUACAGUAUAUCACACUAACAGUUAGCCCAUAAUAUUUCCACAUAAAAAAAAAACAAAAAAAAAACACUUGCAAUAUCAGAGGGGUUAAAAUUAUAGGGAGGAAAAAAUACAAAAAGAGCUUAUCUGUGAGUCCUUAUACUGAUACCUCAGUCUUUGACUUUGACUCAUGUUUCCUGUGGUGCUUAUUAUUGUUGGGCUACUUCAUAAUGGUUCAUAUUUAAAGACUUCUAGCCACAGAGAUGUAAUGCUUAUUUAUUAAUGAUUUUGGCAUUUUGCUAUGAAUAAUUUACUUUUGUUUAAAUACUUUAAUUUUGAUGUCCUAAAAGAGAUUACUGUUACAAAAUGUUUUGUCAGUAUCAGCAUCAGUAUUAAUCUCAACAGCCAAAGAAAUGAUCAACAUUAUAUGUAUUAUAUAUUUUAUAUGGGCAUCAUUGUUAAAAAGGAGGUGCAGCAUUUUUGUUGAUCUGUAAGAUUAAUUAUGCUUGUCAAGAUUUUUUUUUUUGUAAGUGUAUGCAUGGGCACAUGGAAGUCAUGUGUUUGUGAAUGCAACUUAUUUUUAUGUCACUGUUUCUGUUUUGGUGUUUUAUUGAAAUGUUAUUUAAUGCCAACAAAAGUCUUAUCAAGUGACAGACUAUUUUAUACAAUAAUAAAAGUUUACAGACUUAAA
Messenger RNA from Myxocyprinus asiaticus (Chinese sucker), 2579 nucleotides. RefSeq names its product sphingomyelin synthase-related protein 1-like. The record is from RefSeq and is a predicted model, not a curated record. The transcript is spliced from 5 exons. Gene Ontology annotation, molecular function: ceramide cholinephosphotransferase activity; sphingomyelin synthase activity; protein binding. Gene Ontology annotation, cellular component: Golgi membrane; endoplasmic reticulum membrane. NCBI's taxonomy places the organism in Eukaryota, Metazoa, Chordata, Actinopteri, Cypriniformes, Catostomidae. Gene Ontology annotation, biological process: ceramide biosynthetic process. Bases 305 to 1561 code for a protein of 418 amino acids.